Molecule: messenger RNA, 975 nt
Organism: Coffea eugenioides
Lineage: Eukaryota; Viridiplantae; Streptophyta; Magnoliopsida; Gentianales; Rubiaceae
Exons: 1
Coding region: 295-831 (178 amino acids)
Source: RefSeq, a predicted model, not a curated record
UCGUCUUGCGCAUGCCAGAGCCGGACAAGGAAAGGAAAUUUUCCGAAAAAUCAAGAAAACGCAAUGCAGCGGCGAACAAACCGACCCCAUGUUAGCAGCCUCUGCGGUAAAUUGACCGACUCACCCCUACGGUUAUCCACUUAACGGCCCAUCAUAUCCGGGGUCAAAGUAGGAAAUAGGACACUGCAGUGAGGCCCCAAUCUUCGUAGCUAAAAAGGUUUACCGACAUAACGAGUACGAGUACUUUAUCUUUCCCAUUGAGAGCGGCGGGGCUCCUAAAAAAUCAGCCGACAAAUGGAAGCGACAGAGGAAGUAGGAGGGCUUUUAGGUAAAAUAAUGCCACCCAGGCUGGAAGACGCCGGCCUCGAAGACUGUGCAUUGCCACCCGAAUCCAUCAAGGAAGCCUUUCUAAAAGCCGCCACCGCCGUCCGGUCAAUCGUCUCUGCCUCAUCCGACGACGAAGGAGCGGAGGGACGUUGCGUGAACGAUCCGUGGCCAAAAGUUGAAGGUUCUUCCGACGAACUCGUUGGGAUUUCAGGCGGUGUUGAUGAUGUUCCCGGAGGCUGCCAGACCGAGAAGGGCGGCGGUUUGCCGGAUGUGGCCGGUGAUGAGGUUUCUGUGCAAGAUGCGGAGGAGAAAGUGGAUGAGGUGGUAGUUGGCGGGCCCGCUUUGCCCGAGGGUGGAGGAGCUUGUAUUGAUGGUUUGCGGGGGUUGGAAAUUAGAGGGAAGAGUAGGGGUAAAAUUGGAAAGAAAUUGAGGGAUGGUGAGGCUGAUAACGUAGAUGACGAUAGCGAGGAGGAAAAACCUAUUUUAGCUGAAGGUCAUGUGUAACCAGCCUUGGUUUGGGUCGAAACUUCGUGUUAGAUGUCAUGUUAUUUUCUCUUUUUUCUUAUUUACUUGUAUUAGGCCAAGUUAUGUACCACUAUCAUUUUCGAGUUUGCCAUUGCAGGAAUGUGGAUUAAGUUCAACGUAAUA